ACCUCGCUCAUUCUCAACUGUGUGCCAUUCACCACCCACCCUCGCCACCCCGACUCAGGCUUGAGUUGCUGUGUGUGAACCACAGCCCGUCCGAAAAGCAAAUCGUUAUCUGCUUCCACACGUAGUAGCACGCAAUGUCUCAGCCAAUUGGGCGUGUUGUUCAGGAGCCCGUCCGUCUCUAUGGCAACGGCGUCGCCGUGACCGUCAUCGAGCCCGCUCUGAGGCAGCUGGCUGUCACAUCGGCUAACUUUUCACCUGCCGAAAAGACAGUAAAGAACCUGGAUAAAUUAUUAACUGCGGUGCAGGCACACCUUCACAAGCUACAGUCAGAGACAGCUGCGAGUGAUGAAUAUCAAGCAGCGUUGUUGGACGCCAAUGACCUUGUCCGCACGGCUAUCUAUUUUGCCAACGUCCCAUUGAGAUUCAUGAACACAGAGGCAAAGAGGAAGAUGGCUGUGAACACGGAGAGAAAGAACCUGAACAGCAUGAUUUCAGAUGUCCUGCAGGGUAGAAAAUAUGGCGACAAGACAAUCAGGAGCAGGAUUGACGACGCAUCCAAUCUCGCUUUUUAUUCACCUACAUCCGAUCCAAAAAUCAUACAUGAACAAAAUGCAAGUCUCGAAAUCGUGUUGUCCCAGGUCUCAGGCCUACAAACAGUCCUUAGGAAGUGCGGGAGAAACACGGAAAGUGAUAUCGCCGACGCCCUAGAAGCGGCAAUGGCAGCAGCACGGCAACUCAAGGCCACAUACCAGAAACCAUUAAAGGUCGACCCAGAGCACAAGAGCGACUUUGAUUUGGUUAACGCUCAGUUCCAGACGGAAGUAAAUGAUAAGAUAACUAACAAAAGCUGGUCAAACUUGUUGGCAGCAGGCGCUUCAGCAAAUUCGGCCUACGCCGCCUAUAUCAAAACCAUGCAGACUGCUGCUUUCGACACGAAACUCAAAGCAAUCUUCGUUGACCACCUAAAACCCCACCUGACAGAAGAGACUGCCAAGGCAUUUCGUGUCAAAAAGGUUAACGAGGAAACCUUGAAGAGCGUUUCGCAUGAAUCAAUUUCACUCCUGGGUUUUGUUGAAAUGGUCGCGCGAAUUAUGGCCCAAUCAUACUCCAGUUUAGAUCCACUGGCUACGGCGAUUAAGACGGAACUCGCAAGCAAACUAACCUUUUGCUAUCCGUCAGUUCUGUUCAUCUGCAGUGGCAACAGGCCUACAGAUCGGUUUGCCAUCGCGUCAUCAAAGGAUUUGCAUACGUGGUCGCGAUCGCUCGACGAAAUGGUU
This is a messenger RNA of Lasiosphaeria miniovina, 1277 nucleotides long. RefSeq lists its product as uncharacterized. The annotation marks the transcript as partial. NCBI's taxonomy places the organism in Eukaryota, Fungi, Ascomycota, Sordariomycetes, Sordariales, Lasiosphaeriaceae. The record is from RefSeq and is a predicted model, not a curated record. The transcript has 3 exons.